Neospora caninum is the source of this 4674-nucleotide messenger RNA. Its product is annotated as putative chloride channel protein. Gene Ontology annotation, cellular component: membrane. Bases 1 to 4674 code for a protein of 1557 amino acids. Gene Ontology annotation, molecular function: voltage-gated chloride channel activity. The transcript has 10 exons. Lineage: Eukaryota; Apicomplexa; Conoidasida; Eucoccidiorida; Sarcocystidae. Gene Ontology annotation, biological process: chloride transport; transmembrane transport. The record is from RefSeq and is a predicted model, not a curated record.
AUGGCGCCGCCCUUGUGGAGCCGGGGGCAUCUCCCCUCAGACAGUGCGGCCUCUCAAGAGAGAGGACUGCCUGAAACGCGCUCAGCCUUCUCUCCCUCUCCCCCCACCUCUUCUCGCCCUCCUCAUGCUCAUUCUUCGACUCUCCUAGCACAGCGUGCAGCUGUUGCCUCCCAUUCUUCUCCUGCUGCUCCUUCUCACUCUUCGACUUCUCCGUCUUCUCGUCAGGCCCUCGAGGGUGAGGCUCUGGGCAGUCCACGGGAGCGCCGACGCCCGUGGAACUCCCACAGCUCCUCUCGCAGGUCUCCCCAGAAAUCUUCGUCUCCUUUCGCGCAGCCGCGUGCUGUCCAUCUCCGCCUGAGUGACUGGUCUAGACGGGACAACGCGCUCGGACGAUGGGACGAUGCAGACGCAGUUCUGCCCCCGAACGCCUCUGCGGAUGACGAGACUGCAGCGAUCCAGCCUCCUCACCUCCAUCUUGAUCUCGAUUUCGACGUCGACGCGCCUUCCCUUUGCUCGCCGACCUACGACAGUUCAUGCAGGGGAUCGCCCGCCUCGAGCGCGUCCUUCGAGCUCCGCAAGUGCCGUCUGACAUGCCCGCGUGCCUCGGAAAACGACGCGACACGAGAAAUCCCCUGGUGGGAUGCCACAGGCCUCGGCGCGAGGCGAAACCUCGAAACCCCCACGGCGUCGCCUCUCUCGUCUGGAGCUGGUCACGGCGCAUGCACGCGACACAACGCCGGCUCUGGCCUUCGCUUCUCUCGAUUCCGAAACCCGUAUCUGCGUCUAACCUCCGAGGCGCUAGCCUCCGAUAAUGAAGCAGGCCGCCCAGAGGCCGUCGACAGAGACAGAGCGCGCGACCCUGGAGGCAUGACGCGCUUCCUCAAUCGCCUGCAGCGUCUCCGACAGCGACAAGCUGCGUGCAGCUCGGCGGGAAGGCGAGGAAGCUUGGGAGAGGACGGCGCGUCUUCGAAGGUUUCUUUCCUGUGCUCUUGGGACUCGCGAGAAGACCUGAGAAGAGAACUCCGAAAGAAAUGUGCGCAGUGUUCGCGGGUAUGGCGAACUAUGUCGCGAGAUCAAUACAGCGGUGCACAUGCACGCAGCGUCAAUAUCGUUGACUUGUACGCCGCCUACGACGAAGUCCACGAGGCGCCACACAACGCAAACCUCCACUCUCAGCUUUUGUCUCGGACGCUCUCUCCAGGGAGAACAGCCGCAGCAGGCGCUGCAGCCUCUUCUGUCGCUGAAGCGGACCGUCCAAGCGAGACAGACCCGCGCCUUUUGGCGCCGUCUGCGCCUCAACAAACCGGCGCCUUCGCGUCUGCAGCUGCGCCUACAGCAGUCAAACGGUGUCUCCUCGCCACUAGCAGCCUUCCCGGAGGAGAGCGAAUCUCCCUCUGGAUCGCCCUCGUCCUCAUUGGAAUUCUCACAGCCCUGGUUUCGUAUUUUCUCGACUGGAUCGUCGAUUUUGUUUUUCUGCCUCUCCAAGAAAGCGCCGUUCAGCGACACUCCUACGCUGCCAUCUUCGUGUACUCGGUUGCCUGUGCAGUCGUGGCAACGGGCUGCUGUCUUCUGGUUCCUCAGAGUCAAGGUUCGGGAAUCCCGGAGUUGCGAACGAUCUUGUCCGGGUCGUUUCUUCCGGACUUCUGUUCUUGGCCGACGUUUUUCGCGCGCUGCGUGGGACUGCUGGCGUGCAUUUGCGGCGGCUUGUCCGUCGGGAAGGAAGGACCGUUCGUGCAUUUGUCAGCCAUCCUGGCGACGCAGCUCUGCCGCCUCCCGCCGCUUCGCUCGCUCAUUGCCUCGCCCUCGAAGCUGCUGUCGAUCCUCGACGUGGCAGUCGCCGCCGGGGUCACCGCCACGUUCGGAACCCCUUUCGGCGGCGUGCUGUUUUCGAUCGAAGUCACGGCCACCUUCUUCCUCGUGCAUGCGCUCUGGAAGAGCUACUUCUGCUGCAUCUUCUGCGUCUUGACCUUUCGCCUGCUUCACGAGAAACUGUCGCCGAUCGAACAACUGUACCAGGGCGCUCAACUCCCCAGCUUCGACCUGUCCUGGGAGAUUUUGAACUUUGCGUUCCUGGGUGCCAUCUGCGGAUGUCUCGGCGGCCUGUUCGUCUGGGCUGCGAGCAAAAUCUUCCAACUCGCCCGCAGGCACGUCUACCCCAGUGCAGGGCGGAAGAUUAUCUUCGUCUGCGGAGUCAUGCUCGUUCUGAACAUCCUCAGCCAGCACUCGGUCGUCCUCAAAAGCGAGGAUAGGCUGAAACUCAGCGAGUUCUUCGACGUCGAGAACCUGGACAGCAAAUGGGGCUCGCACGUCCUUUUCUCCCUCUUUCUCUUCGUCCUCUUCAAGUUCGCAGCAACCAUUCUCUCCGUCGCUUGCCCCGUCCCUGCUGGAAUCUUCACUCCCAUCUUCGUCUGUGGGGCUGCUCUAGGACGUCUGUAUGGGAUGCUUUUCAGGCACUUUGUUCCAACGCUCUCCUCUCCCGCCGCAUACGCACUCGUCGGCGCAGCGUCUCUCGCUGCAGGAACCACCCGGACAAUCAGCGUCAGCGUCAUUGUUUUCGAGCUCACAGGGAAACUGAGCCACAUGAUCCCUGUUCUCCUCGCCGUUCUCAUUGCCUAUGGUGUCAACGGCUUCUUUACGAUUUCUGUCUACGACGUUAUGCUGCUGAUCAAAGACCUUCCCUACGUGCCAAAGCUGAAGUCCAUGCAUGCGUACAAUCUCCAAGCCAAAGACAUCAUGGCGGCAACGGCUUAUAUUCGGGGCUGCGCUCGACAAGCGACGCUCCAGGGCGAAAGGCGAGGAGAAAGAACCAAGAAGUGCACUGGGGACAGAGGCAACGACAUUUCGUAUGGUCUCUCGAAAGAGAGUGAGCACCAAGGGGGUACACCGCUGUCUGUGCAGAUUGAAUUGCCGUGGAUCCGAACUGAACAGGAAGCACCAGACGAGAAGGGGAGAACAAACCAGGAGAAAAAGGGGACAAGCGUCGACUGGCGGUCCAGGUGUUCUUCUCCUAUCCCCCUUCUCUUGGAAGAGAGAGGCGAAGGCGAUUCUGUUUUAAUGCAAAGCGAGGAAGGGACGAGCGACUCAACUGGAGAGUCCGCCGUUGGGGUUUCUUUGUGGGAGUCCCGAGACAGCGUUUCGGGUGUACAUACACCCGAGAUGGGGGCGGGAACCGGCGGGUAUCGAGGAUGCGAGUUCAUGCCUCGCGGAGGAGAAGGCCAAGAGAGAGACAGCGUAGUCGAGAGGAUGGCGCACCACGGAUUUGACUGCUUGGACGAGUUUCCGUCUCCAGAAGAGGAUCAGGACGAAGACACAUUUAUUGUUGCCAUCGAGAAAGACCGGGGCACCGUUUUGGACCUCGUUUUCUGUCGACUUCUCUACGCGGGCGUGGCCAUCCCCGUCGUGUCGAGCGUCGCUCAACCCCGCGUGGAAGGCGCCGUCUCUCUCUCUGCCUUGGACAGGUACUUGUCGUCUCUCGACAUCUCUGUUUCCCCCUCUGCUCCCUCCCCGGCGCCGUUCUCGCCCUUCACGCCGUUCUCGCCUCAGCCUCUGCGCCGUUCACUGGCUCCUGGGCUCGCCGAUGCUCACUUUCCCCGGAGAAAGCGACCGUCGCUGAGGCGCCUGGGUAGCAAAGUGCGGCGUCUCCUCGCCGCUGGGUACCCCUCGAGACACACGAGUUCUCGGCGGGGCCGGGAUCGAAGAGCCUGGCGCGAGAACGGCGGAGGACGCGAGAGAGAGAAAGACCAUGCUCAGAGAGAAGAGCGACGACGCAGCGCGAGAGCCGGCGAGAGCGUCUCGAGUGGAGAGGAAGACGAGGAAGAGGAAACAGAGGCAGGGGACACGGGAACAGAAGGAGAGGGAGACGAGAGAAGAUCUCACGCAGAGACCGGAAGGCGGAGGAGAAGUUCCGAGGAAGAUGCGUCAGAGGAGAGUUCGGAGGAAAGGAAAGAGCAAGGAAGGGAAGGGUGGCGAGGGAAGGACGCAGGCAGAGGGAGCGUCGGAGUCGACAGUGCGCAUGGCCCCUACAACGAGCAACAGAGAUACUUUCAAAGAACAGAUGCAUGCGAUAAAGGAGAAGGAGAAAGAGAAGGCACUCUCGCCGACCGAGGCCCGCGGAGAGAACGCGCGGAGGCAACGCCAGCGCGUCCGCAGGCCACCGCCGCAAACGAAGGGACGAGUACCUUUGGACGCAUGCAGCCCCAGGGAGAGGAGACGCAUGCAGAGCACACUCUGGCUGCUGUGGCUUGGAGAAUCCUCGGGCGCGUGCUUGCCGUUUACUCUCCCGCCGAGCUCCGCUGUCUAGACAGCAUCCCCAUCGACUGGACACGCCUCGACGUCGACGCAGCGCCCCUCUGCGUCCUUCCAGAAACUCCCGUGAGCAAAGUUCAUUUCAUGUUCACCAUGCUCUUUCUCGGCCAGGUCUUUGUCUCCAGCAACGCCGGUUUGCUUCUCGGCGUGAUCACCAAGCAGUCGUUGCUGCAAGCAGACGAAGAAGCGACUUCUCCGCCUGUGGGGCGCGGAGGAGGGCGGACAAGCCAGGGAAAUGCUGUCUGGGAAACGUUUCAUCUUUUCUCCCUCCUCAAGAGAGAAAUCCGCCGCCUCUGCAAGCCGCGAACAACCGGGCUGCAUGCACGACAGGAGGCGCCUGUUCGAAUUUACGGGAGAGCGCGUGGCUGA